Molecule: messenger RNA, 2898 nt
Organism: Camellia sinensis
Lineage: Eukaryota; Viridiplantae; Streptophyta; Magnoliopsida; Ericales; Theaceae
Product: DDT domain-containing protein DDR4
Biological process (GO): regulation of DNA-templated transcription
Cellular component (GO): RSF complex
Source: RefSeq, a predicted model, not a curated record
UUUCCUUUCCUUUGCCCUAAUCCCCCAAUCCCUGAACCCUAAAAUUCCAAAAUUUACCAACACAUAUCAAAAUUCAACUUUUUACCCAGAAAAAAUUUCAACCAAAGUCAUCCCCAAUUCCUCGAUUUUCUCUCUCAUCGACGAACAUGGUAAUAGAGAGAGAAAGAUGUGAAUGAUGGGUUGGACUUGGAGCUUCUUCAAUCUGCUAUGCUUCUCUCUCCCCAAACCCCAUCCUUCUCUCUCUUCAAUUCAUUUUCCUUCUUCGUCUUCACUUUCUCUCUCCUGAUUCCUCAAUGCAACAAUCCCAUGGUGAUGAUGAUCUCCGAUGUGGCCCCUCCGUAGACAAUCCCUGCCCUCCCGAUCUCUCCACCAUGCUCGAAGACGAAGAACCCUCCACUUUGAUCCACACCCACGAAGAACCCAAACACCAAUCGCAAAACCCAGAAAGCAAUUACGAAAACGAAACCAAAAUCAACGGCAAUAGUGUAGUGAGGAGAGAGAGGCCUUCGAGGGCUUGCACGGCGAGGUCCGCCGCCAGGCUUUAUGCGGCGGCAGAGGCGGAGGCGGCUUUGGCCGCCGCCGUACGGAGGCAGAAGGUGGCGAGGAAGGAGCGGAUGAGGGAGGAGCCGCAGCCGCCGUCUCCUCCUCCGCCGCCGCAAUGUAAGAUAAUUACACCGCUAGUGGCGGAGCCGCCUCCGUCGCAGUUGCCGCGGUGGAGUCUCCGGUCGAUGUGGGAGCUAGCUUCCAUUCUCAAUUUCUUGAAUGUUUUUAGGCCCUUUUUGAAUAUUAAAGUGGAAUUCUCAGCAGAAGAGUUUGAGACCGCUUUGAUUACCCCAAACAACACUUUGGGGGAUAUACAUAUUCCUUUACUGAAGGCGAUCCCUCCAAUUACCCGUAUGGCACUUGGACAUAAUACUUGGAUUACAGUUCUCUGCAGAAAGUUGAGAGAUUGGUGGCAUUGGGUUGCAGAAGGGGAGCUACCAAUAGUUGCAUCACAUGGGGCUGAGAUUGAAGCGUAUAAUGCACUUGAUCCAGGGGUUCGUGUGGUGAUUUUGAAAGCCUUAUGUGAUAUUCGUGUUGAGCAAGAAGAUAUUCGGAAUUAUAUAGACGAUUCAAUCAAACAUGGUGUUCACCUUUCAACAUUCCGUAAGGAACGUAUUGGGGGUGAUGCUUAUGGAAUCUCAUAUUGGUAUGAAGAUGAUCCCAUAAUUGGUCACCGGUUGUACCGAGAGAUUAGAAAGGUGGAGGUGAAGAAAGCAAAAGGAAAAAAUGUACAGCCAAUUCCUAGUUCAUCGUACCAGUGGGAAAUGGUUGCAUCUAAUUUGGAUGAAUUUGAAGAUGUUUCUGAGAAGCUUUUCUCUAGUAAAAAUAGAACAGAGGCUUCACUUGGGAAGAAGUUGAAGAGUGACAUGCUCCCUGAGAUUGACAAGGUCCAUAAGAGGAAAGAGAAGCUGCUGAAAAAACAGCAUAGACAAGCUCUUCUUCUUGAUAAUAUGAUCAACGUGGAUGGGCUUGCUCAAGGACGCUCCCUUCGAGAUAGAAAACCUGUCACUUAUACUUUUGAUGAUUAUGACCGAUCAAUCAAUGAGGCUAUCAAGAUAACCAAGCGGAAACAGUCAUCCCCAGAACCUACUGUCAGAAGAGAAUUCGUUGCAAAAGCUGAGGCUUCUAUAAAUGGUAGUUGGAGUGGUCCUUCGCAAAUUCCUGAGCAAGGCUCUUUCGACAUGCCAUCACCAGAGUCAUUUGAUUAUGAUGAAACUGAUAUGGACCAUAAACCUGAACUAUUGGAUCGCAGUAAUCGACGAAGACAAAGGCCUCAACGGUAUUCAGCGAAAGAGUUUGUUGAAGCAGUUUCAGAGAAUGAGGCUGACUUUGAUAGUGAUGAUGAUAUAGUUGGAGAAGCUGUAUACGAUGAAGCAUAUUUGAGGCAGAGGAAGAAAAUGAGGAAAAUGUCAAGCAGCUCUGAAGGAGAUGAGGAAUACCAUUGGGAUGAUGAAAAUGCUGAAGAGGAAGAGGAAGAAGAAGAUGAUGUUGCUGAUGAUUCCUUAAGUAAUAGCGACAGUAGUGAUGAGCCCCGAAGAUUUAAGAAAUUGCCAGGCCGUACUAGGAGGGAAAUUAGAUUAAGGUCAGUUGAUGAGCUCCAGUCAGGUCUAAGGCGUAGUAAAAGGGCCAUGAAAAAUCGUAUCAAUUAUAAACAGUAUGAAAUGUCAGAGUCAGAAGUGGAGUCAACGAAACCUGAGAAAUCAAAUGCAUUGGAUGAACACACAGAUACUGAUAAUGCAGAAUUUUCAUUGGAAAGUCAAGAUUCCGAGGGCAACAAUGAUAACAAGGAGAUAAAAGAAGUCGAUCAACCUGUAGAAGAAGAGCACCCUGAGACGGUAGAGAAAGAGCGAAACCAACCACCUGAGAAAUCAAACAGCCCAGGUCAAGAUGAAAUUGAAGGUGUAAGAAAAAGGCGAUUUCUUGACCUAAAUGAGCUUGCCCCGAGUUGCGGUUUUGAAGAUGGUCCCAACACAACAAUGAAAGAUGAAGAUCCAGCAGAUGACUUCUAAUGCUUCCCUCGCCACAGGAAGGUUUUAGUUUUCUGUUGGGAAAACCUUGGUUGUAUGAUAGAUAAUUUAUAAAUUUUGCUAUGAGCCCCAGAAGUUGCAAUUAGAGACUUACCACAGUUUCUUCAUGAUUUCCAGCGGGGAGCAACUUGGUGCUGAGAAUAUUAUGUAGAUUGAGUGGUCAUUUUUUAGUAUGCCUACAUUCAAAGAAACAAAUCUACGGCAAAUGAAUGGGAAAUUUGUUGGGAGUUCUUUAGUCUUUUCUUGUUGAGCCAGUGUACAAUAUAUCCUUUUUAACUCAUUGUAACUGAAAAUUUUUACUUUCACAUGUUCAAGCCCCAUUGUUUUA